GGUACCGCUGGUUUCCUUGCUGAGGAAAUGAAACCGAAAGCGGCGGCGUCGGGGGAGGCGUAGAGGCGGCCAUGGCGGGGCACGGACCGGGCGCCUUCCCGCUGCUGGUGCGCGGAGACUGGGGCGCCGCCGAGCCGCCCCCCGCCCUGAGGAAGAAGCUGCUCUGCUACUUCCAGAGCCAGAAGCGCUCGGGCGGCGGCGAGUGCGACCUGCGGGCUGGGACCGCGACCGGCGACCUUCUGGUCUGCUUCGCCUGCCCCGAGGUGCGGCAGCGGGUGCUCGACCGGCGGGUCCAUGAGCUCGAGUGGGGCCAAAGAGGGCGGCUGGCGCUGCUCGUCACCGAGCUGCCCGCAGACGGACACGCCGCUCAGGAGCCGGGACGGGCCGGCGGGGCCGAGGUGCCAGUUAAUGAUCCCCAGGUGUCUCUUCUUACCUGCCAGAAUACGGAGACUUGUGUGCGCAGUCAGCAGAAGGCAGAAUCAUGUGAGAAAUUGGAGGCAGAAAGAGCAACACCUAGGAAAUCUGUCAUAGUAGUAACCACUGCCUCUGGGGAGGAGAUAGAAGAUGAGAUUGUGGAGAUGUACUUUGAAAAUAAGAAGAAGUCUGGUGGGGGGGCCAUCGAGUCCUACAUCAAAAAGGAUCAGGAAAUGAUCAUCACCUUUCAGGAUGAGGAAGAUGCCCAAGAAGUUUUGCAGAGGAAGCAUCACUCGGUGAAGAAAAUUGAUCUGUUUGUGAAGCCCUGGCAAGUGGAGGCUCUCGAGGAGCCGUGCCAAGUGAAGGACCCUGAAGAAUCCCCGCCUUCCAAUUCAGUUGCGCUUGAAAACGUGCGGGAGACAGUAAAAGAUUGCAUGUUAACUAUGCUGGUGGAGAACAUCAGUGGCCUGUCUGAGGAGGAUGGUGACUUCAGUGUGGAAAUGAUACCCGAAAUACGUGCUGCUGUAGUUACUUUUACUGGAGAUACUGCUAUAGGGGAAUUUGCUAAAAAGUUUAAUCAAAACCACAGAGCAAAGCAACAAAAUAUUACCGCAAGGUGCCUUGAGCUAACAAGAAGUGUUAGGGCUGAAAACGUACCACCUAACACACCCAGUGACUAUAUAACUGUGUACUUUGAAAACAAGAAGAAUGGAGGUGCACAAGUGGUGGAUGUUCAGCAGCUGCCCGAUGAAGAUGCAGCCAUCAUUACAUUCAGUGACCAUGAAGAUGUAACCAAUAUAUUGGCAAAGCAGCAUUCGCUCAACAAAACGCCCAUCUCUGUCUAUCCUUACUAUGUCUCACUGGGAACAGCUCUGUAUGGAAAGGAAGGACCACAAAUAAAGCAGCCAGAUCCAAUUACAGUGCCUCUGGAUCGGUAUAUCUGGUAUUACUUGCAGAAAAAUAAUAAGCUAAUUGAGGCAAUAAGUUGUGAAAUGGCAAAAUGCAAUUGUGAACUAACGUGGCCUGACCCCCACUGUGCAGAACCAGAAGUUACUUUGCAUCCUUCAGCUGCUUUGCCUGAGCAGAAGAGAUUGGUAUCUCGAUUGUUCAAGACAUGGAAUGAAGAUGUUUCCGCAGCAUUUUCGCACAGUGUAUCGAAGUACGAAGCAGUUAAAUGUCAAGUAAACACAGAGGUGUGGGAAGCCAUUAGAAGCAGCUUUACCCACAGUGACGUUCUGAUAAUUCCGUGUGUUUCCAAGGAUUUCCUUGUUCUAGUGGGUGAAAAAGAUGUUGUGAAGAAUGUCGAACAAGAACUGAAGUUUCUGGUAGAAAAGGCCACCAUAGAAAUUGAAAGAGAAAAGCAAAGAACUGAAGAAUUGGUGGUAAUGGGUCCAGGGGAAUAUGCAAUUUUGCAGAGUACUAGUCUUGAAAAAUUUCACACAGAGUUCCCAGCCCUGCAGAUAUCUUAUGAUCCUUUGCAGAACAUCACUAACCUCUGUGGAGUGCGUGAGGAAGUUUAUAAAGUAAAAGGGGAAAUACUAGAUAAUAUACGCAAAAUGGCAAAGAAAACGGUUAAUAUUCACCCUUACAUUUUCCAGUUUUUAGAGCAUAUUGAUAAUGAAACCCUGUCACAGAGCCUGUUUAUGUCAAAACAAAUUAAUGCCUUUUAUGAGCUUGAUGCAGAAGCCAUCUUCUUGAAAGGGAGUGCUCCUGAAGAUCUCCAAAAAGCAGAAGAAGAAAUAAAGAAGGAACUGGAUCACAGAAGCAUUAGUCUGGAGGAUGAGUCAGUCCUCCAGAAAGAGGAAUGGAUGACGCUUACCAAGCAAAACUGCUCUGAUGAAGCUGUAAGAGUCACGCAGGCAGGGAGUCAGGUCAUCGUUGCUGGUUUUUCUCAAGCAGUAGAAAAAGUCUUCACGGAACUUUCAAACUUUAUAGAUGAAAACACACGAGUACAAAAGAUUGUAGGAGGAAAACCUGUGGCGGUCAUCAUGUUUUUUGAGAAAGCAAAAGCCGAUGUUUGGGGUGAUUUACAGAAUAAAUGCGUGAAAGUUGACUUUAUCACCCAGAAGAAAAACAGAGUUAUAUCCUUGAGUGGGCCAAGAAGAGAAGUACUGAAGGGAGUCACCUUAGUUGAGCAAAUUCUGUCCGGCCUGCAUUACAAGCGUGUGGUAAUUAAAGAGCCAGGAGCCAAGUCGUAUUUCAAAGAGCGAGAACCGUUUUUUGCUGCCAGUGUGAAAGAAGAAUUUAAGUGUCUGGUGAGGCUGGAAGAAGAAGAAGAAGAACAGCAAGAACACAGUAAUGUAGACAAGCCCUGUAGGCAGGUGACCAUGGGUGGAGUUGUAAUAGCGGUUUAUAAAGCUGACAUGUGCACUCAUCCUGUUGAUGUUGUGGUGAACGCAUCUAAUGAAGACCUCAAACACAUCGGUGGCCUUGCUGAGUCUCUGCUGAAAGCGGCCGGCCCGGAGCUGCAGCAGGAGUGUGACGAGCUGGUGAGGAGGAACGGGAGUUUGCAGCCCGGGUGCGCCGUGAUCACGGGCGCUGGGAAACUGCCCUGCAAGAACGUCAUUCACGCCGUUGGGCCCAGGUGGAAGAAGGACGAAGCAGAAAAGUGCAUGUUCUUGUUAAGAAAGACAGUCAAGAAAAGCCUACAGCUAGCUGACACAUUUAAUCAUCGUUCCAUAGCUCUGCCUGCUAUAAGUGGAGGGAUUUUUGGCUUCCCGCUGGAUCUGUGUACACAUUCCAUUGUAUCCUCCAUCAAGGAGACCCUGGAAGAAUCCAUGGGGGACAGCAGCUUGAAGGAGGUUCAUCUUGUGGAUAUUACACAGAACAACAUUCAGGCUUUCAGCAAGGCACUGGAAGAAGUGUUUUCAGAUGAUUCAUAUUCCUACUGGCCACGGGGUCAGACCAGUACAGUUGGUCAGCAUAAGAAAAGGAAAACUUCUCAGAGCAGUAAGAGCUUCCCAUUGCUAACAACAGAGGAAGGCCUUGACAUCGUGCUGAAACAAGGAAGCAUCGAAGACGCUACAACAGACGUCGUUGUCAUCAGUGUUACCAAAGAUCUCCAGCUUGACAAAGGGCCACUCUCUAAAGCUCUGCUGAGCAAGGCAGGGCCAAUGCUUCAGAUGGGCUUAAAAGAAGAAAGCCUGGGAAAAACAGCUGAGGAAGGUUCUGUGUUUAAAACAAAAGGUUACAAUCUUGGUUGCAGUGUUGUGCUUCAUGCUGUUGUACCUGCAUGGUCCCAGAAACAGACAUCUCUAAAGGUCUUGGGCAAUAUCAUCACCAAAUGCCUGGAGAUUGCUGAGGAACUAUCUUUAAAGUCAGUUACUUUCCCAGCGAUUGGGACAGGGAAUUUAGGAUUCCCGAGGUUUGCUGUUGCUAAAUUAUUGUUUGACAAAGUGUUUGAAUUCAGCAGUAAAAAUGGAGUAAAUUCUCUUGAGGAAGUUCACUUUCUGUUGCACCCAAAAGACACAGCUAAUAUUAAGGAAUUUUCUUAUGAACUUGAGAACAGAUGUGGAAAUGCUGUUGAUGUGCAAGUGCAGAAGGCUACUCCCAGUAAGGCUAGCCAAGGCACAGCUUCAUCUGGUGCUUCUUCAACCCCAACACAGGAUGGACACGAAAUGAAGAUUGGCUCUGUUGUGUUCCAAGUGGUGGAAGGCGAUAUUACCAAGGAAGACGGAGAUGUCAUUGUAAACAUAACAAACCAAACCUUUAGCCUCAAAUCAGGUGUCUCUAGAGCAAUUCUGAAUGCUGCUGGAAAAGCAGUUGAAGAUGAAUGUGCUCAACUAGCCUUGCAAUCCAAGCAGCUCUUUAUCACCACCCAAGCUGGAAACCUACCAUGCAAAUAUAUAAUUCAUUUUGUUGCCCAAGAGGAUAUCAAGUCACAAGUCUCCCAAGUGCUUCAGGAGUGUGAAUUACAGCAGUACAGCUCUGUCGCCUUCCCAGCAAUUGGAACGGGCGAGGCAGGCCGUGAUCCAGCAGCAGUAGCUGACGACAUGAUAGAUGCCGUAACAGACUUUGCAAGAAGUAACUCUUCUCCAUCUGUGAAAACUAUUAAAGUUGUCAUCUUUCAGCCACAUCUGCUGAGUGUGUUCCAUGCAAGCAUGCAGAAAAGAGAAAGGCCUGUUAGAACAGCAGCCAGCACGAUCCUUUCCAAGUUAAUGUCAUUCUGGAGCCCUGAGAAACGUUCCCCAAAGGAAAAACCCAAAGCAGUUUUGGAAAAUAAAAUCGACGUGGCUGUUGUGCAGAUUUGUGGCGAAAACAAGAAGAAAGUGGAAGAAGCUGAAAACUGGUUGAAAACUGCAAUUUUAAAGGAACAGUUUAACACAGAAAUCCAAGAUGAGUCUAUCUUUAAUUUCGGUGAAGCAGAGAAUGAGGAACUGCGUUACCUACAAAAGAAAUUAAAAAUAUGUCUUUGUUUGGAUAGUAACUCCAUUCGAAUUUCAGGUAUUGAGAAAGAUGUCUGGAUUGCUUAUUCAACUGUUCAAAAGAUGAUCCACAGCGUAAAAGCUGCUAAACAGGACGAGAUCAGGGCAGAACUUCUACAAAACUUAGUUGAGUGGAAAUAUUUGAAGAAGGAUUCCUAUGUGCCCUUCGACAGUCUCACAAAUAUGCAGUUGGAAAAUGCUUCCAUAGCAAAGCAGAAAGAUGUUUUAGUCACCAUUAAUAAGAAAAAAUACACAGUGAAUGUAGAAGCUAGAUAUGCUGUGGAUGGCCAAGGAAAACGUAUACCUGUCACACGCGUUGAUAAAUCUGAGGAUCAAGAAUCAACAGUGCUCCCUGCAACAUGGGACGAUAUGCAAAACCAGCGACUCAAAAUAGUGAAACUAAAACCAGAAACAAGAGAGUAUAGAGAUGUGCAGGAAAAGUUUCUGAAGACCUGUCUGUCCUUCAAAAUUGAAAAGAUUGAAAGGAUACAGAACCCAUUCUUUUGGAAGGCCUACCAAAUAAAAAAGUGUGAAAUGGAUAACAAAAAUGGCAACAGAAAUAAUGAGAGGCUUCUGUUUCAUGGGACAAAUAAGGAGUCAUUAGACUUGAUUAAUAACUAUGGAUUUAACCGGAGCUAUGCUGGAAUGCACGCUGCAAACUAUGGAAAUGGAACGUACUUUGCUGUUAAUGCCAACUACUCUGCCCACGACACCUACUCUAGACCAGAUGUGGAUGGGAAGAAGCACAUGUACUUGGCUCGAGUCCUGGUUGGAGAAUAUGGUCUGGGGACAAAAGGUUCACUCAUUCCAGAAGCAAAAAAUGCCAGUGACCCUACAGAUCGGUUCGAUAGUUCAACUGAUAACAUGAACCAGCCAUCCAUGUUUAUUAUAUUUAAUGACAUUCAAGCUUACCCAGAAUACCUUAUCACUUUCACGAGAUAAGCAUUUUGGUUGCAGCCGAGGUUGCAUGUCUUUUAGUCUGGCUGUAGGGCAGAAACACUUAUACCAAAAUGCACAAUUAAUUUCUUAAAGUUUGUUUACACUCUGGUAAUUUUUGAUAGCACUGCUUGUUUACACUUAAAGAAGCUGAGCAUAUUUAACUCCUGAGCUAAAUAUUCUACUGAAAACCUGUGUUUGAUUACAUAUCAAGCUUUUAUAGAGUGUUUAGUCUUUCCCUGCAGCCUUGUGAUCAUCCUAGUUGCACUAGCAAGUGGGGAACACUGGUGGAAGGUUGGAAGGAAUCUUCUUUCAGCCACCGACGGCUCAGUGCUGCAUUUCUGAUGGCCUCUUCCACUCUGACAGUCUCCAUUGUGUGGUUUUCAAUAAAUGAACUACCUGUA
Messenger RNA from Columba livia (rock pigeon), 6178 nucleotides. RefSeq names its product protein mono-ADP-ribosyltransferase PARP14. The record is from RefSeq and is a predicted model, not a curated record. NCBI's taxonomy places the organism in Eukaryota, Metazoa, Chordata, Aves, Columbiformes, Columbidae. Gene Ontology annotation, biological process: negative regulation of gene expression; protein poly-ADP-ribosylation. The coding region runs from base 72 to 5780 and encodes 1902 amino acids. Gene Ontology annotation, cellular component: cytoplasm; nucleus. Gene Ontology annotation, molecular function: transcription corepressor activity; NAD+-protein mono-ADP-ribosyltransferase activity; NAD+ poly-ADP-ribosyltransferase activity. The transcript is spliced from 19 exons.